Thyridium curvatum is the source of this 1863-nucleotide messenger RNA. RefSeq lists its product as uncharacterized. Gene Ontology annotation, molecular function: RNA polymerase II C-terminal domain phosphoserine binding; DNA binding. Gene Ontology annotation, cellular component: Cdc73/Paf1 complex. Lineage: Eukaryota; Fungi; Ascomycota; Sordariomycetes; Thyridiales; Thyridiaceae. The record is from RefSeq and is a predicted model, not a curated record. The coding region runs from base 1 to 1863 and encodes 620 amino acids. The transcript has 3 exons.
AUGUCUGACGUCGAUGACGAGCUUCUCGCCCUCGCGGGCGGAGACGUCUCCUCUGACGAGGAAGAGCGCUCCAUUGUCAGCCGCGGCGAGUCGGAGUCGCCCGCACCGCCCAAGAGAUCCACAAAGGGAACAACGAAGAGGACCCCGGUGAAGAAGACCAAGCGACGGGCCACGCCGGGCGAUUCGGAGGAGGAGGAAGGAGAGGCCUCUGAUGCGCCGUCCUCGCCGAGCUCACAGCAGUCCGCCCCGAUGGACGAAUCCGACUCUGAUGCGGACGUCGCUCCUAGCGGAUCAUACGAUGAGGAAAACAAGUACCCGGUCGAGGGACUUUACGCCAGCUUGGCGGAGAAGGAAGAGAUCUCCAAGAUGCGCGAGUUCGAGCGAGAGCAGAUCAUCGCCGACAGAGUCCAGGAGAAGGAGCGCAUCCACCAGAACCGCCUUCUGCGGCAGCUUGUCAGCAACGACGAGCAGCGUAAGAAGCGCACCGCCAGUGCCGCUGGCCUCGAGGACGGCCAGCGCAAGACCUCGCGCGUCCGCACAAAGGUCGGUGGCACCAAGGUCGGCGAGACCAACUCGGCCCUUGACACCCUCAGGAACCGCAGGGCAGAGAAGAACGAGCGUGUCCGGCGCAGAGAGGAGGAUCGAGAGCGGCGGCGAGACCGGUCGCCUUCCUACAAGGAUGACUACGAAGAGGGUGAUGAGAGCGAGGUGGAGUGGGCAACGUCCAAGUCCAAGGCGAGAUCGCAUUCACCGGCGGCCAAGGACAUCCCUAUGGCAACUCUUGAAGAUGUCGAGCGUGUUCGUCUCAGCAGGAGCCGAUUCGGUCAAGUCUGCUUCUACCCCGGCUUUGCCAAGGCCAUCACGGGCUGCUUUGUGCGCAUCUCUAUCGGAGCGAACGAUGCUGGCGAGCCCCAGUACCGCAUGGCGAUCAUCAAAGGUUUCACGACUGGCAAGGCCUAUGCAAUCCCCGGCUUGCAGGGCCAGCAGUUGGUUACCGAUCAGUAUUGCAUAGCAGCUCACGGCAAGUCCUCGCGAGAGUGGCCCUUUAUUGCCUGCUCAGACAGUCCCUUCACGGAACAAGAGUGGUCGAGAUACCAGAAAGUCUGCCAGGGCGAGGGCGUUGCGCUGCCCAAGCGUCCGGCCCUGCUCAACAAGGCAGAUGAUAUCAACUCGCUCAUCAAGCGGGACUGGAACGAGCACGAGCUCGCAGACAAGCUGAGGCGCCAGUCGGAGCUGAGGAAUCAGUUUGACGGCACCGAGCGGAAGCGCCUCGAGAAGGAGCUGGAGAGGGCCAAGAACCUGGGACAGGAGGCAAAGGUGGCCCAGCUGCAGGAGCAGCUCGACAACCUCGAGACGCCGCGCCUCGCCUUCCGCACGUCCCUGACGCCGGCCAAGAAGAACGGCGCCGAGAGCAGCACGCCGUCGCAGCAGGAGCGCCUCGCGCAGCUCAACGCCGAGAACCGGCGGCGCAACGCCGAGGCGGUGCGCAAGGCGCAGCUCAAGGAGCGGGCCAAGGCGCGCGAGAUCGAGAAGAAGCUCGAGCGCGGCGAGGCCGUCGAGGAGGACACGUCGAGGCGGCUGCGGACCAAGGCCAAGUUUGUGCACGACAUCAACGACACGGGCGAGAAGAAGCCGGGCGGCAGCCAGACGGCGAGCGGCGCCAGCACGCCGGCCAACGGCGCGGGCACGCCCAAGCUCGGCGCGCAAAAGGGCUCGUCCUCGUCGCUGCUGCCGCACCUGGCUAAGCUGCAGCAGCAGAAGGCGGUGGACAAGAAUGGUAUCCCUACGAUUCACAAGCCGCUCAUGGACGACGACAUCAUUGGCGCGCUGGACCUGGAUAUCGACGAGGAUAUCCUGGUUUAG